CAUCACUCUCACAAGACAUUAACGAUGGAUCAUCUGACUGCUGCAAAUGUCAAGUUUCUGGUUGACCUCUUCAAGCACUUGGAUAAAGAUGACAGAAUUGUCAACAUCUUUGUAUCCCCAUUUAGUAUAUCAAGCGCUCUGGCUAUGGUGUAUCUUGGUGCCAGUGGAAAUACAGCAACACAGAUGGCAAAGGUGCUUGCUUUUGAUGAAGUCAAGGACGUCCACUCUGAGUUUCAGAAACUUCAACUUGAAUUGAACAACCCUCAAGCAAAGUACGUGCUGAAAACAGCCAACCGUGCUUUUGGAGAGAAGACCUACAACUUCCUUGCAACGUACCUUGCUGAUACACUGAAAUACUAUCAGGCAGAACUGGCUCCAGUUGAUUUUCUUACUGCAGCAGAAAAAGUCAGACAGGAGAUCAACACCUGGGCGGAAAAACAAACUGAUGGCAAGAUCACAAACCUACUGGCUGAAGGAUCUGUUGAUAACAGGACAGGGCUUGUUCUUGUAAAUGCCAUUUAUUUUAAGGGAAACUGGCACACAAAAUUCAAUAAAGAAUUGACAUAUGAUGGAGAAUUCAAAAUAAAGCAGCAUGAAACAAAACCUGUGCAAAUGAUGAAGCUAAAAAGCAGGUUUGCCUUCACUUAUAUUGCAGAAGUUUCAACCAAGAUACUUGAGCUCCCCUAUGAUUAUGGUGAGCUUAGUAUGGUCAUCCUAUUGCCAGAUGUAAAUGAUGACUUCACUGGGAUGGAAAAGCUUCAGAAUCAGCUGACCUUUGACCAUCUGAUGACUUGGACCAACCCAGAUAAAAUGGACAAGAUAGAGGUUGCUGUAUUGCUGCCCAAAUUCAAGCUGGAAGAGAAAUAUGAUCUUGAGUCUGUCCUCCAACAAAUGGGGAUGGUGGAUGCUUUUUGCACUCAUCAAGCUAACUUCUCUGGGAUGACUAGUGCAAAUAAUCUUUAUUUGUCCAAAGUAGUCCAGAAAUCCUUUGUGGAAGUUAAUGAAGAGGGUACCGAAGCAGCUGCUUCAACAGAAGCAGUGAUAUCAGUGCGAUGUAGAAGGCCGGAGUUUGUAGCUGACCAUCCAUUCCUGUUCUUCAUCCGGCACAACAAAACACGCAACAUUUUAUUCUUUGGAAGGUUCUCCUCUCCUUAAACAUGGUACCAUUCAGCUGCAGCAUUUUCAAUCCUUAUCAAUUGCUUUUAUUCCUAACAUUUCCCUUGCCCAGCCCACCCCACGAUGUCAAUCAUGAGAUGAAGAGUCUAUGGUUGGAGUGGAGAGUUCUCAGAUGCAGAACAUACAAAAGAAAGUUCUGUGUGAGUCUUCCUAUUGCUCUCAGUUUUGUUAAAUUAGAUAUCUCUUAUCUGAUUCAAACAUUAUUUGUGGCAGUGACAAUAUUUCCCGCUCCGCUCCCUCUAAUUAACACAAGAUAUUUUCCAGUCAUUUGUAUCUGAAACUCACAUCAGAUUUUCACAGUUGCAGUAUCUUCCUAAUUCUCACUUAAAUUCUCCAGUUCUCCAUUUGUCCUGUUUGCUCCUUUAGCCUGCUUGCUGUUACAAUCUGAAUUUAUGUAAGUGUUCUGGGUUAACAUCCCAACCUUACAUGAGAUGCUUUAUUUCUGGACAAAUUUCACUAGGCUGCCACGUCAUGUAAUGAAAUGCACUGAAGUGCAAUGACAUGGAAUCAGUGAAGUUUCAGUGCAAAACUUAUCCACUAUUCAGUGAAAAAUCUGAAAGUUAAUAUCCAAAGUAAGAUGCAAUCAAGAUUGUGUCAGAUGCUCUACGGCUAACGCUCUUCAUGCUUAUUAUCGAUCACUGAAAUAAAAAUUGA
Messenger RNA from Hypanus sabinus (Atlantic stingray), 1830 nucleotides. Its product is annotated as leukocyte elastase inhibitor-like. The record is from RefSeq and is a predicted model, not a curated record. The coding region runs from base 25 to 1155 and encodes 376 amino acids. Gene Ontology annotation, biological process: negative regulation of endopeptidase activity. Lineage: Eukaryota; Metazoa; Chordata; Chondrichthyes; Myliobatiformes; Dasyatidae. The transcript has 7 exons. Gene Ontology annotation, molecular function: serine-type endopeptidase inhibitor activity.